GCGCGAGCCGGCGGGCAAGCUCCGUCUGUGCGAGAGGCGGGGCCCGCGGCGGCCAGGCUGGGGUUGCGUGUGCGCGUGGCGGUGCGAACGACUGCGCGUCGCGACCCGCCGGCCGUCUCGAGCCGAGGACCUGGGGACCGACGACCGUCAGUCGCCGAGGGGCACUGGGCCCGCGCGCGCGCACGCACGCACGCACGCGGGGGCGGGGGCGGGGGCAGGCGCGCGCCCGCCUGUCGCGACUGUCGGGGCCGAGGCCCAGGGGGAGGUGGCCUGUCGCGGGUCGCCCGGCUCCCGGAGGCGAGGGGGGCGCGGGCGGAUGGCCGAAGGCGCCCAGCCGCAGCAGCCGCUUCAGCUCGGGCCCGGCGCCGCUGCCCGGGGGAUGAAGCGGGAGUCGGAGCUGGAGCUGCCGGUGCCCGGAGGCGGUGGAGACGGAGCCGAGCCCGGCCUGAGCAAGCGGCCGCGCACCGAGGAGGCGGAGGCCGCCGCCGACGACGGCGGCGGGAUGCAGAACGAGCCUCUGACCCCAGGUUAUCAUGGAUUCCCAGCACGGGACAGCCAGGGUAACCAGGAGCCAACAACAACUCCUGACGCCAUGGUCCAGCCUUUCACUACCAUCCCGUUCCCACCACCUCCACAGAACGGAAUUCCCGCAGAGUAUGGCGUGCCACACACUCAGGACUACGCCGGCCAGACCAGUGAGCAUAACCUGACCCUCUACGGGAGUACGCAGGCCCACGGGGAACAGAGCAGCAACUCGCCCAGCACACAGAACGGAUCUCUCACGCAGACGGAAGGCGGAGCGCAGACAGACGGCCAACAGUCACAGACGCAAAGCAGCGAGAAUUCAGAGAGUAAAUCCACCCCUAAGCGGCUGCACGUCUCCAAUAUCCCUUUCCGCUUCCGGGACCCUGACCUCCGGCAGAUGUUCGGGCAGUUUGGCAAAAUCCUAGAUGUAGAAAUAAUCUUUAAUGAACGCGGCUCUAAGGGAUUCGGGUUCGUAACUUUCGAGAAUAGUGCUGAUGCAGACAGGGCCAGGGAGAAAUUACACGGCACCGUGGUAGAGGGCCGUAAAAUCGAGGUGAACAACGCUACAGCACGCGUGAUGACCAACAAGAAGAUGGUCACGCCGUAUGCAAAUGGUUGGAAAUUGAGCCCUGUAGUUGGAGCUGUUUAUGGGCCCGAGUUAUAUGCAGCAUCCAGCUUUCAAGCAGAUGUGUCCCUAGGCAAUGACGCGGCAGUGCCCCUGUCAGGAAGAGGGGGCAUCAACACUUACAUUCCUUUAAUCAGUCUCCCUUUAGUUCCCGGCUUUCCUUACCCAACUGCAGCCACCACGGCGGCCGCUUUCAGAGGAGCCCACCUGAGGGGCCGGGGGCGGACGGUGUAUGGUGCCGUGCGAGCGGUGCCCCCAACAGCCAUUCCCGCCUAUCCAGGAAUAGUCUUACAGGAACCAAUCAUUAGCGCUAAAAUACCUCAGGGCGGAUACGCAGCCUACAGGUACGCACAGCCUGCCACUGCAACCGCAGCCACCGCUGCUGCGGCCGCUGCAGCCGCCUACAGCGACGGUUAUGGCAGGGUGUACACAGCUGACCCCUAUCAUGCCCUGGCCCCUGCCGCUAGCUAUGGAGUUGGCGCUGUGGCGAGUUUAUACCGAGGUGGCUACAGCCGAUUUGCCCCCUACUGAAGUGACGUGAGACCCCUGCAAAUGGGACAGCCCCCCAGUUCAUGAGGCCUGGCUAUUGCAAUAUUUACUAGUAGAGGAACUCUAUAGCAAGAUGAAGAGGAAAAACAAACAAACAAAACAAAAAAAACAAAAAAAGAGAGAAUACUUUUUUAUACCUCACUAUGUUCUUUGAAUAUGUAUUUUUCCUUUAAAUUUCUGCCUUUAAUUCUUUUGUUCCAAAGAUUGUGCAUUUUUUCUUUUUUUUUCUUUUUUUUUUUCAACUGUGGUAAAAAAAAUGCAUUUCCAUGUCUGUAUGUCCGUGCUUAGCUUAUUCAGUCCAUCACGGAAGAGGCAGUUAAUGAUGGAGGAGAGAUGUUAGGAGCUGAGGAGGCAUCUGAUCAGAAAUCAGCAGACAGAAUUACCAAAGUGCGUCUGCUCCUGCACGGCUGGGGCACGAGCGGAAGCAGAAGAGAUCUUUCUGCGACAGGAUAUUCUUCUAGUCUUCUGAGUUUCCAGUCUUUGGCAGGCAGUUCUGGUGGCUGUGGCUGGAAUCCACAUGCUGAUAAGAUGGUAGGAAUGUGUGCUUGAAAAGCAGGAGAAUUAAAAAGACACUUUCCUCUCCUCUUCCCUCUGUCUUCUCCAUUCUUUUUACAAUCAUCUUAAACGCACAGCCUGAGAGAGUUGGCAUAGUUUUUGGAAUUAUAGUAUUAAUAUUUCCAAACGUGCUCUCAGACUGGGGAUAAUAAACACCUCAUUAGGAAACCAAUCUCAGAAUGAACUCUGGAGUAUGAAAAAGAUUCUUUUCUUUCUAGCCAUCCUAGCAUUCCUGCCGGGCUUCUUCCCUUUCAGUUGAACCACAGCUUGGUCCAUCUAUCAUUUUAUUAACACCCUGCUCCUAUGUCCUCAAGAUUCAGGAAUUUAGGGCCCAGGGACAGAAGAGUAACCACAGAGCCAGUGGCCAGAUGUCCUCACUCUCGUGGCUUCAGGAUGAAGGACGAAUUGUCGAGAGCCAGUGCAGAGGGUAAAGGAAAGAAAAAGGGUAUUAGGCCCUCUGGUAACCCCGAUCUUUCUCUUCCAUCAGAAAGUCAGUACAAAGCGUAAGACAUAUAACAGAGACUCUUGGCACAAGAUAAAGCGCCGAGUCCUGGCCAGCUGCCCCUGGCCGCGUGGGAGCUGGGCACGCGGGGACAGGCAGAGGUACUUUGUACCAGCUCCAAAGCCAUAGGAAUUCUUGUCAUCCGGAGCCUUUGUGAGUCACUUCUCUCUCCGGUCUUGAGCCCUCGUGGCCAUCCCACCCAGCUUCUCAUCUCCUCCAAAGACUCGCGCCGAGCUCCUGGACCACUUGGUGCGCAUGAACACUGCAGGGCGAGCAGAGGGAUGAGGUGGCCGUGGCAGCGAGUUGCUGCUCCUGCUUCCUGGCUUCAGCUUUGUGUGUGUUACCAAGGUAGGGGAGAAGGUGUUUCUUGUCUAGCUCUUGGCUGUUGAUGAUAAAGGCGAGGGUCCUGCAGCAGUUCCAAGGUGAAGGCAUUAGAAAAUGGAAAGUGCACAGUCUGUCUGGCUCCCUGGUCUGUUCACAUUGGUACUGGGGUGACCUUUCACCCAAGAGAGAGCUGUUCAAGGGAGCAGUUCAGAGACUCGGACCUUCGUGUGUGUGAUGGGUUUGGUCUGGGUUGGUGUUUUUCCUUCUGCCGCCACACGUUCUUGACGGGUUCCCAGUGCAUGUCUCAGUUCAAACGGCUGGCGUGCGACAGCGCCGAGCGUUCUUUGUCGGCACGGCACUGCAUCUGCGAGGGCUGGAGUGUCGCUGGAACACGCAGGCCUGCCCCUUGGACUCUGUCUCGCCUGGUGAUGGGAGGGGCCUGCCCUGAAACUGGGAACAGUGAGGGCGCAGAGGCCACGGCGCAGUUCUCAGUGACCCUGGAGAGGGACGCGUGGGAUGGGGGCAGCCCACCACCCAGCCCACUGGCCACUUUUUAAGGGUUCCCCUCCCCGAGCCAAAGUUUGGUUUGUUGCUGUUAAGACAAUUUUUGUUGUAUGUAUAUAAAUAUUUUAGUUGGGAAUGGGGGAGUGGGGCUUUCACAGUUCUACAGAAUGGGGGCAGAGAGGAAUUCUUCUUUUUUCUCUUUUUCUUUUUUCGCUUUUGUUUUGAGGGAGAGCUUUUACUGACUAAAAAAACUGAUGGAAAUUUUGUGUCAUGUUCAAAGAGGGGCCAUUCUCACAAAAUGGCAAGACAUUCCUGGGUGGGGACAAGGCCACGCUCUGAACAGUCAUGCCCGCGGCAGGGAGGAGAGUGAGGCAGUGAGUUUGAGGGUCUUGUUUUCUCCAGGAAGCAACGAGGGUGAUGGUAAGUGGAGAGAAGGCGGCUUCCACACCCCUUUAGAAGAGGCAGAGCUUGAGCUGGGGUACCUUUUGUGCAUUUCAGUUCAGCUGGUUCUGGCUGAGGGUCCGAGGGCAAACUCCGUGUGUCGGGCGGAGAGGGGGGGGGUUCUGCUGCACUCCUGGAGUGCUGGGAAUACUGCAUCCUCUGGCCCCUCUCCUGAGAAGGACGAGACAGAGCUCCGCUUAUCCCUAAAGGGCCUGCGGUUUCCCGAGUCAGCACUGAGAACCGGGACUCUUGGAAGGCCCCAGAUUUGACGGUGUCGACCUCCCAUCUGCCUGAAUCGUUGAGACGCCAUCAGAGGCAGGUUCCUCAGUGUCAGUGCUCGUGGCUGCCUGACUCAGGUUCCCACCCGACUGAGCCACAGUCAGAAGAGGCAGGCGUCUUGUGAGUUUGUUAGAGGGCCCUGGGCGAGAAUUCCAAACACUUGCUGAUGCUGAACCGCAGCACAGGAAUGAUCCCAGCAGCUCCCUGUAGCUCCUCGUGUGAACUUUGUUUACUGAAAAUCUUUCUUACUCAUAGAAGCUGGGCUCCUUUAAGGAGACUGUAGUGGAAACCUUUAUCUGAAUUGGCCUCUUUCAGCCCAGACAGCCACCCUUAGGUCUCUCCCAGAAUCCCUUGUGUUACGUGGCGCAGCUCUGUUAACCCGGAUCAUCCAGGGCGAUGCCUCGUCCCUCAGGCCCUCGGGUUUUAUGGAAGCUGCCCUCGCCAUGACCCUUCGACAGCCACGGUCAGAACUGGGCUACCUUCACUUUUCCUUGAAAAGGAGGAGGGCUGGGGCUGAGCUCUCAGUCUGAGGCCAGUGAGUGGAGAUCUCUUUCUUAGAAAUGAGUGAUAGCGGCUUUUGCCCAAAAGUGCGACUUCUUGGGGGCUGAAACUGCUCUUAGUUUAGGUUGUACUUUCCUAGAGAUACAGCAGUAAGUCCGCAAAUCUCCAUCACCCUGUGACGGCACACAGCCUCCAGAUGGGAGGGAGGUGGAGGCCUGGGGCGGGGCAACUCCAAGGGUCUGCAGGAGGAGGGCUCGUCCCUCCCUCUUCCCUCCUCUUCCCUCCGGCGGGAGAACGGGGCCAAGUGAGAGGCAGUCUGGAAGGCCCUAGGUGCGUAAGGAGGGAAGGGACACCAACCCUCCCCUUUCCCAAGUCAAGCCGCCUCUCUGCUGCUUGCAACCCUCUAGCACAGUGACAUUUGCAGAAUUGCAGAUCCCCCCCCACCCCAGGUAAUAGGAGGAAAGGGACUUUGCGGGGGUGGGCAAGGGUUAGUGGUGUUUUAAAAGCAUAAGUUACCUGUUUGCACUGUUUUAAGGUAGGAAGAAUAUAGUGGGCAAGGUGAACAUCAAGCGUAAAUUUGUGUUUUUACUUUGUCAUGCUCUUGAAAACGUCUGACCAUUUGUAGUGUGUACCCACCCGUGAGACCUGAGUCUCUGUUGCAUAAAACACUUUUUCUUUGAAAUGUUACAAUCUAAAAGCCUCUUCCCUCCGUUUGCCCUUUCCUCUGUACUCCCUUCAUACUUGCUUCACUGAUCAACCAGGCAAUAGCCAUCCGAGAGCUAGAGCAUGAAGCGGGGCCCUCGCCACGUCGGCUCUGGGGGUCCUGAGCCAGCGCGCGCCCUCUGGUUCGGUGAGCGUGGUGGAGUUCCUGGCACCUGACUUUGAAACGAGACCUGCAGACCAGGCUGCAGCAGGUUCUUAGGUCCCCGAACCCCACGAGGAGCCGCGACGGGGAGGCAUCCUGGAGUAUCGCGGUUGGCUGUAGUAGCUGAGUUCUCGUCCACGUUACCGGCACUGUAGCCAGUCACAGUUCACUCAGGAAAACGGUCGGUCACUUCAGCCAUGGUAGUGCUGGUUGGCAGGGAUUGGUAACUGAGAGAACUGUUCGUCAGCCAACACGCAACCUUGCCUUUAAGGAGACGGCCAGCGAGGGGUGCAGGCCCCUGGCCGGCAGCCACGUGGGUGCCGGUGUCGCGAGGGCUCAGCUCACGCCGCAGGCAGAAAGGGAACGCCAGUUCUCCUUCCUCUCCCCACCCCUGCUCCCCGGGACCGACACCAGACUCCCAGGGGGCCGUGAGUUUUUGGGUUUUUAAAAACCGUUUGGUUUGGUUUUCCCGGGGCCUAAGUGCUUUAAGCGGUGCCCAGACCCCACUGAGACCCUGAGCGCGGUUGUUUCCUUGUAUUUUUCUGUUCACAGUAUUUGUGUGUGUGUGUGUGCUUGUUUUGGCAGCUCAUUUGGCUGUAUUAUAUAUCGAGUGAUGAAUUGACCCACUUUUCCCCUAAAGGACAUGAGUUGUUUUUCUUGUGUUACAAUUCUGCUUGUGAAAAGCCGGAGCGAGCCCGGGGCUGACCCCCCUGAGCGGGGCCUGCAGAGCGCCGAGAGCGGGGCGCACCGACCCGGACAGGCUCCCCAGCCUGCGUCUCCAGGCUCUUCAGCCCAAACCUUUGCAAGGCUGAACACGCCACAGAACUUCUCCUCCUCUUCCCCACCCGUCACCGCCCCCCAGAUGGCAGGGACUGAACCAUCCCUACAUGCAACACGCAGUUUCUCCGGCCCUUCCCAUUGCCAUGGCGGAAACAGGUACCUUCGGGUGCGGGGCAUCACGUGGGACGCUUGGAUAAUUGACCACCUCACCUUCUCUCCCUCCCCCUCCCCAGAACCACUUUCUGGGGCACCCGAGCUGCUUGCCCAGGGUCCUGUUUCCCUGCCAACUCCAGAGAAGCACCCCAGGGCUUUGCGACAGUCUCCGAUCCCCACCCCCCUUGUUAAGAAUCAUAUUGUAUAGUAGCUUUCAGACCGUACAGUAUUCAUUGGGUUACUCCUAUUAUUAUCAAGUAGCUGGAAUUGUGAAGGUCGGAGUAGUUAGAUCUUUAGCUUUUAUUCCUUAUUUUUUUUGUAUUACUAUCCAUGUGUAUAAAUUAUUGAUCAUGUUGCUGGCUUUUAUAAACUCUAAGCGAAGGGAGAGCUCUGCCUCUGCCUUUGCCAAUGGUAAUGAAGCACUGUUUUUAAAUAAAAGAGACAAACACCG
Molecule: messenger RNA, 7054 nt
Organism: Artibeus jamaicensis (Jamaican fruit-eating bat)
Lineage: Eukaryota; Metazoa; Chordata; Mammalia; Chiroptera; Phyllostomidae
Gene: RBFOX2
Product: RNA binding fox-1 homolog 2
Exons: 14
Coding region: 317-1681 (454 amino acids)
Biological process (GO): nervous system development; regulation of alternative mRNA splicing, via spliceosome
Cellular component (GO): cytoplasm; nucleus
Molecular function (GO): mRNA binding
Source: RefSeq, a predicted model, not a curated record